Molecule: messenger RNA, 1061 nt
Organism: Myxocyprinus asiaticus (Chinese sucker)
Lineage: Eukaryota; Metazoa; Chordata; Actinopteri; Cypriniformes; Catostomidae
Product: regulator of cell cycle RGCC-like
Exons: 5
Coding region: 111-494 (127 amino acids)
Biological process (GO): regulation of cell cycle
Source: RefSeq, a predicted model, not a curated record
GUGAGCAAGCACAGAAGCCGAGAGCUCACGUAGUGAAUAGUGUGUCUACUCAAAAGAAAUAAUAAGGAGUUCUUUUCUUAUAUUGGACACUAAAAGACUACCCAUCGAAGAUGAAGUCUCCAAAGAUAAAGUCACAGAGCAAAUCAUAUUUUGAGGAAGAUGUCGACCUUAAUGCCGUGUUAUGUGAAUUCGACGCUGUCAUUGAGGAUUUCACGUCCCCCGUGGAGAAGAGACACUUCAGAUAUGAUGAACACUUGAAAACAAUGAAGAGACGGAGCAGCGCGAGCGUCAGCGACAGCGGAAUCAGCGACUCUGAGAGUGCAGAGUCCUUGAACAGAAACAGUUUCUGCUUUAGUGAUGAGAAGCUCAACUCUCCCACUGUCUUCUCUCCCACAUCAAAUAAUCCCUUGGUCUCUCCUAAACCUAAACUUGGAGACACUAAAGAACUAGAGGACUUCAUUGCUGACCUUGACAGAACAUUAGCAAGCAUGUGAGUUUGGAGACGAGAUGACUGGGGCCCACCACAUUGUAGCUCCGCUAUGAGAAGACGGCCAGACAGCACCUGACAAACCUGAACUACUGUGAAGAUUGAGAAGACAUGGUCAUGGUUUAACAUACGGAAUGACGAUGGAGUCAUUUAAAAACACCUAUUGGACACUUGCUCCCAUAAACACACAGAAAGAACAUAAAUGCAUUUCACAGUAAUGGCUGUGCUCUCUAAAAAACUUGAGCUGUAAGAUUAUUUAAAAAGCUUUUUACAGAAUUAUAUUUUUAAUUUUAUAGAGUUGGUUAUGUAAAUGUAUCUGCAAUACAAUUGUUUUGUGAAUAUAUAUAUUUUUGUAUUUCAUGUAAAUAUUGUUCUCUGUCGCCUUGCUAUAAGAAGCCUUUUCUGUAUCAAAUAUUUAAUUAAUAAUUUAGUUUCAAAUCAUGAACUGAACAUGAGCAUAAACAUUAAGAAUUAAUAAGCAUACAUUCUUAAUUAAAUGGAUAAACUGGAAAAGUGAUAAAAUGUAUUUAAUACAACGAAUGUCCUCAAGAGAUUAAAGUUGGAAAUAGAUGUU